CAAGUGAAGUCCUACGUGAUGCGGACGCUGCAACCAACCGGCUCCCUGCGUCCUGCUCUGCAGCUGCUGACCCCUUCUCCCGCCUCCGAAGGAAAACGGGCGGGCAACCUUCUCGUCCCUUCCAAAAUCCCGAGUUUCCCCCCGAUUUCGACCCUCCGUUUUCCCCCCGCUUCCUUCUCUGCUCCACCGCCUCAGGAAUAUAGAUAGUCGGAGAAAAAAAAAACUGAGAGAGAAAGAGAGAGGAGGAGGAGGCAGGGGAGUGGAGGGGAGGGGAAGCAUCGCAAUUCCGAACCCCCACCUCGCCGCUCCCACCACCGCGGCCGGGUUGCGUCCGUUUCGAUUGCCCAGGAUGAGCACCGAGUCCGGGGAGCUGCUCGGGAUCGACCCCGUCGAGCUCCGGUUCCCAUUCGAAUUAAAUAAGCAGAUCUCCUGCACGCUGCAGCUGACGAACAAGACAGACAAGCAGGUCGCGUUCAAGGUGAAGACGACAAGCCCGAAAAAGUACUGCGUUCGCCCAAACAACGGCAUGGUGGCGCCCCGGUCCAAGGCUGACGUUGUUGUUACGAUGCAAGCGCAGCGGGACGUGCCACCGGACAUGCAAUGCAAGGACAAGUUCCUUGUGCAGAGCGCCACUGUCGCCAAGGAGGUCGUGCCAAAGGAGGUCACUGGAGACAUGUUUACCAAAGAUUCAGGCAAUGUAGUGGAAGAAGUGAAGUUGAAGGUAGUUUAUGUAGCACCAUCGUCCUCUCAAAGCGAAAGAUUUGAGGAUGGUAAUCUCGGCAGUUUGAGUUAUCAAGAGGAAACAAAGGAACCUAAAGAAUCAGAAAAAAUAAUCACUGAGCCAUUUGCUUUGAUUUCGAAACUGAUGGAGGAGAAGAAUUCUGCUAUUGAACUGAACAACAAGGUUCGACAAGAAUUGGAUUUUCUAAGGCGAGACAUCAGCAGGCGGCAUGGUGGUUUCUCAUUAGUUUUAGUACUGGUGGUUGCUAUUCUGGGAAUACUGCUAGGGUUCCUCAUGAAGAGAUGAGUGUAUGUAAUGAUUUAUCUUGUUUGGCCUUUUCUGAACUAAACAAAAUUGUAUGUGCUCUGUGUGCUUGCUGUUGUACAACUCAGUGAUCUGUUAAUCAUAGUAUCUGAGGCCUAUUGUAAUUUU
Molecule: messenger RNA, 1153 nt
Organism: Zea mays
Lineage: Eukaryota; Viridiplantae; Streptophyta; Magnoliopsida; Poales; Poaceae
Biological process (GO): endoplasmic reticulum membrane organization
Cellular component (GO): endoplasmic reticulum membrane; plasma membrane
Source: RefSeq, marked provisional